ACUUUACUUUACCACCGCCGCCAUAUUGCUGUCCCCGUGCGUCGUGCGUGCGUCUGCUGAUAUUGAAUCACUCCAGCACUUAGCUGUUCCUGCCUGCAGGUUACUUAAAUUGUCUAAAUAUAUAAUCUUGAACAACUAGUGUAAUGGGUGAUCGUAACGAUCCUAUAAAGUUCGGCCCCGAGUGGCUGCGCAACAUGUCACGAGAGCGUAGCGCGGCGAGGUCAAACAGUCAGAGCGCUAACUCGAGCCCGAGUCAGAACGCCAGCGCGAGCCCGGGUCAGAACCCGGGGCGACAACCAAGCUCGUGCCCGGGAACCCCGGCCGCCUUACCCGGCUCCUCCGGGGCUGCCGGGGGGGCCGCAACAAACAGUUCAGCAGCGCCGACAAACAAUACGCCAUCAAAGAUACUGUUAGCUAAACUUAGGUAUGGCCGGGAAGAGAUGCUCGCCUUGUACGAUAGGGAUACCGAAGCACCAGCAGAAUUAAAAUUUAUUGAUACCUUGUAUCAGCCACGAGGAAAACAACCAGUGGCGUUAAAUAACACUUUCGAUGAUGAUGUAAGGGAUAACUUACGAAGCGCGCCUCCUAUAGGAGGGAUGGCAUCAGGCGACAGAUUUGUUGUUGGCCGGGGGUCAGGGCGUGGCACCGCCAGUGACGGACGCGGCAGGCUCCGCGGUUCUUAUAUACGACAGCCGUCCGGCAUGGGAAGGGGCCAGUUAGCCAUGUGGUAUGCUAGUGGCGUAAGAAUGCCAUAUAGCGGAGGAGCAGAUGAUGAAAAUGCUCCGUCGCGUCCCUGGACUAAUAAUAGCAACAACAACAAUAACAGAAACAGUGGUGACCAGCAGACAGACUGGGCCUCAAAAAUGUUCAGAAGCAAGCGGCAGGGUACUAAUACGAACUGGCGACAGCCGCAGACCAGAGAUGAAGGCGAAGAGUGGCGCUCCCCAGAGCCAGGCAGAUCUCGUCAAGAACGUGACUGGGGCGAGAGAACAACCAGCGACAGACCCCAGCCAUGGAACAACAGACGCAAUUGGUCUGGAGGAGAAAAUAACGAAGAGAACUUGCCAGAGUGGGCUGUUGAAAAUGCAGAAUGUGGAGGCACAUUCGAUUCUUCGGGAGCGUUCCAUGGGUACAGUAAUGACGAUAGCAAUCUGCCAAAACAAGACGGUGCCUAUUCUCUCACGCGGUCUCAUACGCAUGGAAGCUUCCCCAGGCCGAAAGUGGUGGAAGAAGGCUCUGAUGAAUGGUGGGCCUCAGAGAAAGCCAAAAAACUAUCACCAAAACGUUUUGAUGCUAGUGAUCUCAAAUUUAAAAAGCAACCUGGUAUUGGCGUAGGAGAUGGUCCAUCAACAUCAAGUGGAACCAAGUCCAACUCAAACUAUGACAACUUACAAGAGAUACCGGAAAAGUUGGAGGCGCAAUCCACGGCCGGCCCGGAUCCACCUGAGGCAGUUGCCAACUCCAAAGACGAAAACAAAGGCAAGAGUGCAAUAACAGUUGGUGAGUUGAAAAAGAGCAGAGCUCUUGCAUUCGCACAACUCAUGAGACCGGAUCUUAAUUUAGAGGAUGACAGCGGGAAUUUCCGAUCUGUCAUCAUAAGUUCAAACAACAGUCUACGACAAAAACACCAGCAUCUCGUCCCAGCCAUGCCAGAGGUUGCUGCUGGCAAACCCAUGCAUACUGUCGCAGGAUCUACGACCGGCAGUCAGACUGACGUGAAUCAUGUUAAAACACCGGAAGAAUUACUUGACAAUAUAUUUGGCAUGUCACUUGAGGAAAAGGAAUUACUCUCCACACCUCCCACAAGCCAAAUGAUGAAUUCUGGUAUGUCUAAAACCCCGCAAAUGAACAUGCCAAGUGCCACACCACCUAGCCAGGCCAUGAACAUAGAGAUGCAUUUGAGCAACCAGACUAUGCAGUCAGGAGUUCUACCACCAGUGCACCAUUCACCUGGGAUGCAGCAAGGUGUAAUAAAUGCCGGCGGGAUGCCAUCGGGUAUGCAGGCAGGCCUACACAUGCCUGGCGUACCAGUAGCGAUGCAACCAGGAUUCCAGUCUGUACCUAUGCAAAACAUACCUGGCAUGCCAUCUGCCGGGAUGCAAAACAUGCCUGGAAUGGCAUCCGGUGGCCUACAGACUAUGCAGGGCAUGCAGGGCCCUCGAGUACAGACACCAGGCAUGCAGCCAGUGCUGCAGAAUGUUGGCAUUACUAAUUCUGCACUGAAUGCCUCACUAGGCCUCCCGAUCGGCCCUAACAUUGGACAACCUUUCCAACACAUGCCUCAACAGGUGAUGCCUAAUGUGGGGAACAGUUCGCCUAUGGGCUCGUCUGGUAUGGGCGUCAUGGGCUCAGGCUCCAUGCAGGCCAGUGGAAACAUGCAGGGCAAUAUGUCUGGGUAUCAAUCCGCCAAUGCUAUGCCAGGAGGCAUGUCUAAUAAUGUUGGGAAUGCCUCAUUAUUCCUUGCACCACAUGCCAAUACUUCUAUGUCAUCGGCUAAUGAUAUGCCUAUGUCAAAUCACUCUGGGCAGAAUAACAUGAUGAUGCAGCUACAUGGACUUCAGGGCUCUCAGGGUCCUUUCGGCAACUCCAUGUAUGGAAACAAUGCCAUGCCUAAUGCCAACUUAAUGGACCAGUGGUAUUAUGAAGAUCCUGAGAGGAACAUCCAAGGCCCGUUCACAUCAAAGGAUAUGUACAACUGGUAUAGAGCAGGCUUCUUCAGCCCAAGCUUGAUGGUGCGUCGGGCUUGCGAAACUAUGAUGAGACCUCUCGGGACUUAUGGACCCUUGGUGCCGUUUGCACAAAUGGACGCGAUGAAAUCAUUCCCGAUGUCCGGCGGAUAUGAGCGACAAGCAUCGCACGACAACAUGCUGAACUCACAGGCUUCGCUUGCUCUAGAGGUCAUGAAUAUGGGUUCUAUGAAUGUACCCGAUAAUGCACCUAUGGAAUUACAAUCUGGAUCUGUGGGAAUUAUGGCAAAUCAAACUUAUGGCCAGCCGCAACCUAUGGUGGAUUCUUUGUGGGGCCAGGGUCACUCGUCAUCGGCUGACCAGAUGUGGAUGCAGCAGCCUGUCAACCCGCCCGAAUCGCGAGUCACCCCUGGUCACGUAUUCUACUGGAAAGACACACGGCCUUCGGCCAUCAAUUCGAAUUCUCUGCUGCCGGACGAAAUUGCGAAGGAGAUGAAAACGGAGGAUCAGAUUCUGGCGCAGCUCCGAGCGACGCAGAACAUUGGGCAGCCUGGGCAGACGUUCCUGAGCGAGCUGCCGCCGCCGCCCGCGCCGGUGCCCGAGGAGUGCUACUCGCCCAACGUGAGCGCGACGCCCGACAUGGAGGAGCUGCACAAACUCAUCCAGACGGAGACCCUGACGGGCCCGGCCAGCGCGGCUGUCGCGACCGAGCCUGACAACACUGACGCACAGCCAGUGGCGGAGAAACCGACGAAGCUAGAGCAAAGCCCUAGCGAAGCGAGUCUCGCGAAGUCCUCCCCCGUGGCUAAGGCCGCUGCUGAACCGAAACCAGUGAAACAAACCAAGGAGGCGGACAAGUCUACUAAGAACAAGGAGAAUAAUAACACUAAGAACAAGAAUAAGAAGGCGAAAGACGAGAAGAAGGAGGAAGUCGCUGAAGUGAAGGUUAAGGAGGAGGAAGUCAAGCCUGAGAAGCGAUCGCAGGAGGAAUCCCCGUCGAAAAACAAGAAAGAAGACAAAUCUAGUAAGAAGGACAUUGAAAAGGAGAAAAAGGAGUGGAUCAAGGAAGGGUUCACAAUCGUCAAGGGCCCGGAGAAGAGUGCUAACAAAGAUAACAAGAAGAAAGCCGAAGAGGCGCGAGUGGCCGACGAGGCUGAACGAAAGAGGAAGGAGGAAGAAAAAUUAGCCACUGAUGAGGAAAAGAAGAAAAAGCAAGCGGAGACAGCCAAAAAACAACAGGAACAACAACAGCAAGUCCAGCAGCGUCAAGCAUCAGAGUCCGUCGCGAAGAAGGCGCCGUGGUCAUCAGUCGCCACGCAGAACAUGCAGGCCACCAGCAAGGACGGCCUCACGCUCGCCGAGAUCCAGCGUCUCGAGAGAGAGAAGAAACUCGAACAGAUGAAAGAACAGCAGCAGAUGAUGCAGAUCAUUGCUCAGCAGCAAGCCGCAGCGCUGGCUAGGGAACAGGAAAUGCAGGCUGGCUUGGGAUGGGCGAAGAAGAAGGGAGCCAACCAAACACCAGGACAGAGUUUGGCUGAGAUUCAGGCUGAAGCGCGUAAGCAAGCGAUGGCGGCGGCGGUAGCUGCGGCAGCUAAAGCUAUGGAAGAGACGGAGACUGCGCCCGCCCCGCCCGCCAACCACGCGCCCUGGGCUAACACACACAACGGAGGCUUCUGGGACACCCAGCCAAACUCGGCUAAAGGCGAGAAAUCUUCUGAGCCUCAGAAGGCCGAACCAGUGAAGAACAAGAAGAAGGUGAACGUCUCCACGCCCGUUAAGAAGGAACCCUCGCCCGCUGGCGAGUUCGACGCCUGGUGUGCCGGCGUACUCACUUCCUGGAGCUCCAAGAUCGAUGUGCCGACUUUCGUAGGCUUCCUAAAAGACAUUGAAUCACCGUACGAGGUGAAAGAUUACGUCAAAUGCUACCUGGGCGACUCCAAGGAAUCUAACGACUUCGCUCGCCAGUUCCUCGAGAGAAGGUCUAAGCUCCUCCGCGUCGGCAUGGUGACGCCAUCGGACGACCUGUGCUCCCCUGCUAUGGCUGUGAACCCGCGAACCCCCUCCAGCUCCGACUACCAAGAGGUCAAGGGCAAAGGCAAGAAAACCAAGAAAAACAAAAUGCUUAAAGUCGACGUGCGUAUUCUGGGAUUCUCAGUAACAGCCGCCGAAGACCGCAUCAAUGUAGGCGAUAUUGAUACCGUUUGAACAUCCACCCUCUCGUGUUCGCUCUAACUUGUGAUAACCCAUCGGAGAUAUAAAUACUAGUGACGUCAGUCCCGCUCGGUGGUAUCCAUCGGCCGCGGACCGACGCCUCGAAUCAAUAACACUUGCACUUAUUGUCUAAAGCAAUCAAUACUAUACCGAGCGUUCACUUUACACCCUUAAAUGAUACCACCUAUAUUUAUAUAUUGAAUUAAAUGCAUGUUGCACCCAUGUAUAACUUAUUUUACUUGUUCGACGAUGUAUCUUAUAUAUAACAAUGAAUUUUGAAUUAUUUAUUAAUUUUGCAUGAACUUUUCUGUGUCCGGUCGUAGAAACAAAAUAAUACGUGGUACCAUUUGACGGCGUAACCGACGCUUGCUAGUAUACCUUUCGUAGUUUAUAAGAAAAUUGUACGUCUUAUUGGGUCGAGGCGCACUACUGGUUGUCAAUUUCACCUUCAAUACUUUUCUACGCUGUGUAAGAAACUGAACAAUGUUACCGAAUUGUUUAACUGAUAGUAAUAUAGUGUAUUUGCCGGAGUAACGUGAAGCGGCUUGUACUGUGAGCAUAUGAGCGUAGCCAGUGCAUAAUAAACCACCCUAAUAUUGUGCCUUCAGUGUGUUAUGGCCAUGAUGAUUGGAGGAGUGUCUACUUGCAAACGUUCAUUUCCUAUGUAUUAGUAUUGUAUCACUGUCAUCUGACUCGCAGGUAACGCACGUGUUAUCUGUUAUACAAAGACGUUAUUGGUCGUCACGUUAUUGGUUCUUGUAUUGUGAUAUUAUAUUGACGGCACGGAUGAUGGGACAGACAACGGAUCCGCUAUCACUUACGAGAGUCCCCGCACAUUUCUAGUCAAUUUCUACAAUAAUAAUAUACGUGAUAACCCAUGAGAUUUUCAUGUACAAUUACAAUAAAAUUACAUCUCAAAUAGAUGAAGUGAUCUUGACCACAGCAUAAUUUGUAGUAGUGCAAGAAGGGUUAUUUUAUUUGCUCAUUUUAUUAAAACAUCAUUUUGCAUUAUAAAUAUGUAAUUUUAAAUGCUAUGCAUUUCUUUUACGUGCAUGUUUCGUUAUUUAAUUUAAACAACGUCUCAUUUCAAAUAGAUGAAGUGAUCGUAACCACAGCAUAAUUUUAAAUCACAUUUUUUGUACAUUGUUCUAAAAUGUAGUGCAAGAAGGGUUAUUUUAUUUGCUCAUUUUUAUUAACACAACAUCAUAUUGCAUGAUAUAUAUGUAAUUUUAAAUGCUGUGCAUUUCUUUUACGUGCAGACUUCGUUAUAUUAUUUUAUUUUAAACAUCGUCUGUGGUAACCGUAGCAGCGAACUUGUGUCAGCCACGGUUAUCAUAGACGCCAUGUUUGUCUCCAUAGUUCUAUCCCUUUGUGCAAUAAUAUAUUGUAGGAACGUCCUUCGCCGCUGUUUAUGAACUGAACAUCUACUUGUGGCUUCGCGAAGCAAAUUAGCACCAACUAACAUUUUUAGCCAACUGUGUCGAGGAUUUUUUAUCUGUUUUGUAAAAUAUUUACAAAAUGUAGACUUUUGACGGGUAUAUUGGUUUUUGAUGUCGGCUUUUGUUUUGAGAAAUUGAUGCGCACUAAUCAUUCUCAUUGAUUUUCUUUAGCCUUCGACGAGAUUUGCCUAAAAUAAAUUAUAUACUUCACUCAAUUUUUGCUACUUUUGUGGUAAUGUUCAGGAUUUCCGGUUUCGCGUCAUUUGGAAAUUAUUUGUAAAUACAUUCAUAAUUCCGGCUUUAAAAAUAUCUACUGCCCUUGAUAAUUUCCAAAGUUACGUUAAUAUCUUGUCAUUUUAAAGUUUUUGUUCAAUUUGCAUUUUGUAGCAUUCCCCAAAAUUUGAGAUCAUUCCAACUAAAAAGUUUUGCAUGAAGAAUAAUGAAUCGGUUUCCACAAAACUUCAGUAUUCGAAAGAAAUAAGAACAGCUUCAUUCACUUUUACCAUACAAUUUUCGAAUCGAUAAAUUAAUAUUACCAAUACGUCUGCCUUGUCGAAACUUUUAGUAUAGCGCGUAACAUAAAAUUUUUGACCUUCUUCCUCCUGCCUUGUUCCCAAUUUUAUUUGGGGUCGGCGCAAUAUGUCAUCCUCUUCUAUCUUCCCCUGUCACUCGUCAUGUCGUCGUCUGCAUUCAUACUUAGCACACAAUUUGUUGUAUAAUAAAUUUUUGACCUUCAAAAACCACAAAAUCGGUUUAUCCGUAGUUUUAAUAAAACUUUCACUUGUCAUAAUUCCCGUGCGUAGAAUUAGCAUUUUAAACCCAUAUAUCGUCGAAGGUUAUUAUUGUAAUAUUUUUUAACGAUUUAUUAUAAUUUGUGUAGCAUUUUCUUACAUUAUACUGUACAUUAGGUACUACAACGAUGAGGUAGUUUAAUGUGUCAAGAUUCGCACCUACUAAUAUUAACGGCUUAAAUAUCUAAUUUGUCUAUAGUUUGUUUGGCAAAAAUUGUGUAUGUCCGAUUUUUUAUUUAGUUUAAUGUUCGAACUACAUCAUAAGGAUUUUAAUAGUAUUUUAUGUAUAUAUAACAUUUUAAAAUAUUAUAUAGUCGUUUUGUAUAUACUUUGUUUGUUAAUGAGCAUAUUUUUUAGUCAAUGUAUGAAGUUGCUGAUUCUUUUUUAAUUUUCUAUGAAGUCGAUAUUAGCCAGUCGUGAGGGAGAGCUACGACCCGACCUCCGUCACCCACACACACACGCGCUCAGGUACACGCACACAGGCGCGUCGUAUUUGUGUAACAAGGCAGCACGCGUGUUGUCCUCCACAGAGUAUGAUGACGACGUGUUUUUAUGUAGUUAGGCAUAAUUGUAAUACUGUGUUGUGCAUCAUCAAAUAAGUGUUAUAUAUCAACGUAGACAGUUCAUUAUUGUGACGGCGGGGCUUGUUAUCCGUUUAUAUUAAUGCCAGUCGACUGUUUAGCUUAUUGUUGCCAUUGACUUAAACUAAGACGAAUAAUACAUAAUAUAUGCGUCGGUUUAAAUCAGGAUGUACUCGUGAGAUUUUCAGAUGGCAUUUCAAAAGGAAUUUGUUUGUCUAGUAUUUCAUGCGCCACCUGGAAAUCUCACCUAGUAUAAUUAAUUAAUUAAAUUAUUAAACAUUAUACUCAUCGAUGUCUUUUGUGGAUUAGUAGGUUUUAAAUAUUUUGUGUCUGAUUGAACUAAUAAUACAAUAAUGGUCACGAUUUUUGCUCCCUAAGUGUAGUUUGACGAUAAUUGUCUGUUUUGUGUACCUAAUCAAUAAAUCUAUACGUUGUUCAAUAUUAGUCACAUAUUGUGACACGUAGCGAACGUAGAUAAACUUCAGUUUCCGUCUUGUGUAUUUCCGCCAAUUUAUAGUAGUGUAGUCGUCGUUUCCCUGUAUAUGCAGAUUCUAUGUGUUCAGAUUUUACAUAUUUGUAGCUACUUGAUAUUUGUAAAUAACAGGCAUUGGUCUACUCAUAGGUGUAAAAAUCAAUAAUUAAAUCAAUUUCCGUAUUAAAUGCAGUGCGUUGGCUGAAUUGUUCUGAAUAUAAUGUAAUAAUUUAAAUCACUUCGGGAUAUAUAGGGCGAGGCUUUUAUUUCGCCGCCAUAGAGCAAUAAUGUUGAAUUAUUAUACCUAAAUAUGUCAAUGAAUUGAAUCAAUAUCCUUCAAUGAAUAAUACCCUUUCGAACAUGACUUAGGCCUUUUCUUUUAACAUUUUAGGAAUAUAUAUAUAUGUUAUGUGAUUGCCAACCGUGUUCAAGCUCUUGUAGAGCUUCAUUUUAACCGUUUCAUGUAGACAAAUAUUUAUAAUACAAAGGGGGCUUUCGGAGGGUCGCAAUUACACAUUCGUUAGCACGUUACACAGUGUCUCCCGGAGACCGUCGGCGCCACCUAGUGGCUACGGUUGUGAAGGCACGUCCUAGACAAAAGCAAAGCGCCUCAGCAACUGGUCGGAGCACCAGAGCACCACCCCGCGCCCCCUGUACGCGAGCCCGGCCCUCCCGGCGCCUCGCUGUGUAGUUCCAUGUCCAGUGGAUACAAUUAAUGCUAAUAAAAUGAUUUGUUUUAGAAUCGUUACUAGUUUAUUAAAAACACCUUGUCUUCUACUCUUCAUAAGUUGACACUUCGGAACUGAAUUAAAUUCAUGAGUAAAUUAGUGUUAAAAAUUUCUAUGAACAUUGAUGAUGAAUGUGAAGGUGUAUUAGUGAUCGCAUUGAAGCGUGUUGAUGUCGUCUUGCAUCUUUGCGGAGAUACCUCAAACUUUUAGGCUGUAUGUUUAUAACAUUUUAUUUAUUUAGUUUAGGCGGCCGGUACACUGAGAUAACUGCAAUACGUGACUGACUACAUUAGUUAACACUGGCUAAGAACAGCAUACUAUAACGGAUAGGAGCUGAUGUGGUAGAUGGUGCAAUUGUUUUAUUGUAAUCUCAAUAAUGUUCACACUGAUAAAAUAUUGGAAUUUGGAGGAAUAUGAUCCUGUUAUAAUGUGAAUCAACUGUGUGCUCAUACAAACUAAAGUGUUGGUGACCGCAACUCGAUCAGUCACCUGGUACAAGCUGUAGGUGUCUCAGGUUGCGCAGGCCGUCUCUGUUAUUGUGAAAUUGUCCCAUACAGCCUUUGCCUAGCAUCUCUUGUGGGGAUGAUGAAUGAAGCAAUAAGUGUACUGAUGUUUAUAAUCUUAAAUGUUAAAGGUUUCGAUUAUUAUAUGGAAAAGUAUCUUUUACUAUGGAAGAUUGUAAAUAUUAAAAUAGAAUUAUAAAAUAAAAUAAUGAUCACUGAA
Messenger RNA from Helicoverpa zea (corn earworm), 9632 nucleotides. It is a transcript of the gene Gyf, whose product is annotated as GRB10-interacting GYF protein 2. The record is from RefSeq and is a predicted model, not a curated record. Gene Ontology annotation, molecular function: protein binding. Bases 144 to 4892 code for a protein of 1582 amino acids. The transcript is spliced from 27 exons. NCBI's taxonomy places the organism in Eukaryota, Metazoa, Arthropoda, Insecta, Lepidoptera, Noctuidae.